AUGCCUCAGAACGAGUAUAUCGAGCGCUGGCAGAAGCAGCACGGCAAGCGCCUCGAUCACGAUGAGCGCGCGCGCAAGCGUCAGGCUCGUGAGGGACACAAGGCGUCCCACGAUGCCCAGAACCUGCGUGGUCUGCGGGCCAAGCUGUACCAGCAGAAUCGCCACAAGGAGAAGAUUCAAAUGAAGAAGCGCAUCAAGGCCCAGGAAGAGAAGAACGUCAAGUCCGCCGCACCCGACGAGCCUUCCAAGACUCCUCUGCCCCAGUACCUGCUCGAUCGUUCGCAGGAGACCAACGCCAAGGCCCUCUCCAGUGCUAUCAAGAACAAGCGUAAUGAGAAGGCUGCUAAGUUUGCUGUCCCUCUGCCUAAAGUCAAGGGUAUUAGCGAGGAGGAGAUGUUCAAGGUUAUCAACACCGGAAAGAAGACCCACAAGAAGGCCUGGAAGCGUAUGAUCACCAAGCCUACUUUCGUCGGUAACGACUUCACCCGUCGUCCCGUCAAGUACGAGCGGUUCAUUCGUCCCAUGGGUCUGCGUUACAAGAAGUGUAACGUCACACAUCCCGAGCUGGCUGUCACCGUGCAGCUCCCCAUCCUUUCCGUCAAGAAGAACCCCCAGAACCCUCUCUAUACCCAGCUGGGUGUCUUGACCAAGGGAACAAUCAUUGAGGUCAACGUCUCCGAGUUGGGUCUUGUUACCACUUCCGGUAAGGUUGUCUGGGGUAAAUGGGCCCAGGUGACUAACACCCCUGAGAACGACGGUUGUGUCAAUGCGGUCCUCCUUGUCUAA
Molecule: messenger RNA, 786 nt
Organism: Penicillium crustosum
Lineage: Eukaryota; Fungi; Ascomycota; Eurotiomycetes; Eurotiales; Aspergillaceae
Product: rRNA-processing protein NSA2
Exons: 5
Coding region: 1-786 (261 amino acids)
Biological process (GO): maturation of LSU-rRNA; maturation of 5.8S rRNA
Cellular component (GO): nucleolus; preribosome, large subunit precursor
Source: RefSeq, a predicted model, not a curated record